Sciurus carolinensis (gray squirrel) is the source of this 6028-nucleotide messenger RNA. It is a transcript of the gene Polr1a, whose product is annotated as RNA polymerase I subunit A. The transcript has 34 exons. Gene Ontology annotation, cellular component: RNA polymerase I complex. Lineage: Eukaryota; Metazoa; Chordata; Mammalia; Rodentia; Sciuridae. Gene Ontology annotation, molecular function: DNA binding; DNA-directed RNA polymerase activity. Gene Ontology annotation, biological process: DNA-templated transcription. The coding region runs from base 102 to 5204 and encodes 1700 amino acids. The record is from RefSeq and is a predicted model, not a curated record.
GAGCCCCCGCCCGCGCAUGCGCAGCGAGAAGCGCAUGGUGGCUGCGGGCCGGAGGCCGGGAGCGGGCCCGCGGGGGUGGCCGGAGCGUCGCGCUGGCGAAGAUGUCGGGCCCCAGACACACGCCCUGGCGGCGGCUACAGGGCAUUUCCUUCGGGAUGUAUUCGGCCGAGGAGCUCAGGAAGCUAAGUGUUAAGUCUAUUACGAACCCUCGGUACCUGGACAGCCUGGGGAACCCAUCAGCAAACGGCCUGUAUGACUUAGCUUUAGGCCCUGCGGAUUCCAAAGAGGUGUGCUCCACUUGUGUGCAAGAUUUCCACAACUGCUCCGGGCACCUGGGCCACAUUGAGCUGCCGCUCACAGUGUACAACCCGCUCCUCUUCGAUAAACUCUACCUGCUGCUCCGAGGCUCCUGUUUAAACUGCCACAUGCUGACUUGUCCCCGGGCCGUGGUUUACCUCUUGGUCUGCCAGCUGAGAGUUCUGGAAGUGGGGGCCUUACAAGCAGUGUACGAGCUAGAGCGAAUCCUAAACCGGUUUCUGGAAGAAAAUGCUGAUCCUUCUGCCUUCGAAAUUCAGGACGAGUUAGAGAAGUACACAACCAAGGUUCUGCAGAACAACCUCCUGGGGGCCCAGGGCACACACGUGAAAAAUGUGUGUGAGAGCAGGAGCAAACUCAUUGCUUACUUCUGGAAGGCACACAUGUCUGCUAAGCGAUGUCCCCAUUGCAAGACUGGGCGGUCAGUUAUUCGAAAGGAGCACAACAGCAAGCUGACAAUCACAUUUCCAUCCAUGGUGCACAGGAAGUCUAGCCAGAAGGACGCUGAGCCCCUAGGAAUCGAGGAAGCUCAGAUGGGAAGACGAGGGUACCUGACCCCCAGCAGCGCCCAGGAGCAUCUCUUUUCCAUUUGGAAGAAUGAAGGGUUUUUUCUGAAUUACCUUUUCUCGGGACUGGAUGAUGUUGGCAUGGAAUCCAGAUUCAACCCGAGUAUGUUCUUUCUGGACUUCAUGGUGGUGCCGCCCUCCAGGUAUCGCCCUGUCAAUCGCCUGGGGGACCAGAUGUUUACCAACGGCCAGACAGUGAAUUUGCAGGCUGUCAUGAAGGAUGUAGUUCUGAUCCGGAAACUUCUGGCUUUGAUGGCCCAAGAACAGAAGUUGCCCUGUGAGGUGGCAGCGCUUACCACAGAUGAGGAAAAAGACUCUUCGAUGGUUGUGGACCGAUCCUUCUUAGGAACGCUGCCAGGCCAGUCUCUCACAGACAAACUGUACAACAUGUGGGUUCGCCUUCAGAGCCACGUCAACAUUGUGUUUGACAGCGAGAUGGACAAACUCAUGAUGGAAAAGUACCCUGGCAUCAGACAGAUCCUGGAGAAGAAAGAGGGCCUGUUCCGAAAGCACAUGAUGGGCAAGCGGGUGGACUACGCGGCCCGCUCUGUCAUCUGCCCGGACAUGUACAUCAACACCAACGAAAUCGGAAUUCCCAUGGUAUUUGCAACAAAACUGACCUACCCUCAGCCAGUGACCCCCUGGAACGUUCAGGAACUGAGACAGGCAGUCAUCAAUGGUCCCAACGUGCACCCGGGAGCCUCCAUGGUCAUCAAUGAAGACGGCAGUCGCACAGCCCUGAGCGCUGUGGAUGGGAGCCAGCGCGAAGCUGUGGCCAAACAGCUCCUGACGCCAGCCACUGGAGCACCUAAGCCCCAGGGGACAAAAAUUGUGUGCCGGCACGUGAGGAAUGGGGACGUUCUCCUGCUGAACCGACAGCCCACCCUGCACAGGCCCUCCAUUCAGGCCCACCACGCCCGCAUCCUGCCGGGAGAGAAAGUCCUGCGGCUCCACUACGCCAACUGCAAGGCCUACAACGCCGACUUCGACGGGGACGAGAUGAACGCCCACUUCCCCCAGAGCGAGCUAGGCCGGGCCGAGGCCCAUGUCCUGGCCUGCACUGAUCAGCAGUACCUGGUUCCCAAGGAUGGACAGCCCUUGGCAGGGCUGAUCCAGGACCACAUGGUUUCAGGCGUGAACAUGACCACCCGAGGCUGCUUCUUCACCCGGGAGCAGUACGUGGAGUUGCUGUACCGAGGGCUCACUGACAAAGCAGGGCGCGUGAAGCUCCUUCCUCCGGCCAUCCUGAAGCCCUUUGCACUCUGGACAGGGAAGCAGGUCGUGUCCACGCUGCUCAUAAACGUAAUCCCUGAGGGUUACGUCCCACUGAACUUGUCGGGAAAGGCGAAAGUCAGCGGGAAAGCUUGGGUGAAGGAGACUCCUCGGCCUGUUGCUGGACUUCACCCCGACUCCAUGUGCGAAUCCCAGGUGCUCAUCCGGGAGGGCGAGCUGCUCUGCGGCGUGCUGGACAAGGCGCACUUCGGGAGCUCCGCCUACGGCCUGGUGCACUGCUGCUACGAGGUCUACGGGGGCGGGACCAGCGGCCAGGUCCUCACCUGCCUGGCCCGGCUCUUCACCGCCUACCUGCAGCUCUACAGAGGCUUCACCCUGGGUGUGGAAGACAUUUUAGUCAGACCAAAGGCGGACGCAGAGAGACGCAGGAUCAUUGAGGAAUCCGCCCACUGUGGGCCCCAGGCUGUUCGGGCUGCACUAAACCUGCCAGAAGCUGCAUCACGUGCUGAGGUCCGAGGGAAGUGGCAGGAUGCCCAUCUGGGCAAGGACCAGAGGGAUUUUAACACGAUUGAUCUGAAGUUCAAGGAGGAGGUGAACCGUUACAGCAAUGAGAUCAACAAGGCAUGCAUGCCUCUUGGCCUGCACAGGCAGUUCCCGGAGAACAACCUGCAGAUGAUGGUGCAGUCGGGAGCCAAGGGGUCCACUGUGAACACCAUGCAGAUCUCAUGCCUGCUGGGCCAGAUCGAGCUGGAAGGGCGGAGGCCCCCACUGAUGGCGUCCGGCAAGUCACUGCCCUGCUUCGAGCCUUAUGAGUUCACCCCCAGGGCUGGCGGCUUCGUCACCGGAAGGUUCCUCACCGGCAUCAGGCCCCCUGAGUUCUUCUUCCACUGCAUGGCAGGGCGAGAGGGCCUGGUGGACACUGCCGUGAAGACCAGCCGCUCAGGCUACCUGCAGAGGUGCAUCAUCAAGCACCUGGAGGGGCUGGUGGUCCAGUACGACCUGACGGUGCGCGACAGCGACGGCAGCGUGGUGCAGUUCCUCUACGGGGAGGACGGUCUGGACAUCCCCAAGACGCAGUUCCUGCAGCCCAGGCAGUUUCCCUUCCUGGCCAGCAACUACCAGGUGAUAAUGAGGUCCAAGCAUCUGCAGGAAGCCCUGUCCAGAGCAGACCCCGCGAAGGCUCUGGGCCACUUCAGGGCUCUCCGAAGGUGGCGCAGCAAGCAUCCCCAAGGGCCGCAGAGGACGGGGGCCUUCCUGAGCUUCUCCCGGAAGAUGCAGGGGGCGGUGAAAGCCCUGGGCCUGGCGGGCAGGACCCAGAAUGGCCGCAGCGCAGAGGCCCAGCAGAUGCUGCAGAUGUGGCGCGAGCUGGACGAGAGGCGCCGGCAGAGGCUGCAGAAGAAGGCAGCCCCUUGCCCUGACCCCAGCCUGGCCGUCUGGCGGCCCGACAUCUACUUGGCCUCUGUGUCGGAACGUUUUGAAAAGCAGGUGGAUGACUUCAGCCAGGGAUGGGCAGGAGCGCAGAAGCAGCACCAGAAGCUGGAGCUCUCGCCAGACAGGUUGAGGACCCUGCUGCAGCUCAAGUGGCAGCGCUCGCUGUGUGACCCGGGCGAGGCUGUGGGCCUGCUGGCCGCCCAGAGCAUCGGGGAGCCCUCCACACAGAUGACCCUCAACACCUUCCACUUCGCAGGCAGAGGCGAGAUGAACGUCACCCUGGGCAUACCAAGGUUGAGGGAGAUUCUCAUGGUGGCCAGCGCCAACAUCAAGACACCCAUGAUGAGCGUGCCCGUACUCAACACCAAGAAAGCCCUGAAGAGAGUGAAGAGCCUGAGGAAGCAGCUCACCAGGGUGUGCUUAGCAGAGGUGUUGCAGAAAAUCGAUGUCCAGGAGUCCUUCUGUGUGGGAGACAAACAGAACAAAUUCCGGGUGUACGAGCUGCGGUUCCAGUUCCUGCCACACGAGUGUUACAAGCAGGAAAAGUGUCUGAGGCCCGAGGACAUCCUGCACUUCAUGGAAACAAGGUUCUUUAAGCUCCUGAUGGACGCCAUCAGGAAGAAGAGCAGUAAGGAGUCCACCUUCAGGAGUGUGAACGCGCGGAGGGCCACGCAGCGGGACCUGGAAGGCGCCGGGGAGUCAGAGCCGAGGCGGGGCGAGCAGGAAGGGGAGGAGGAGGAGGAAGGGAACAUCGUGAACGCUGAAGCCGAGGAGGGGGACGCUGACGCCUCUGAUGCCAAACGCAGGCAGAAGCAAGAGGAAGAGGUGGACUACGAGAGUGAGGAGGAGGAGGAGCAGGAGGAGGAGGACGCGCAGGAGGAAGGGGACGCCCAGGCCCCAGAGCCAGACGAGGAGGUGGGCUCAGGCCCCGAGGAGGACUUGCCCCAGAGCCCUCCGCCUAGCCCAGGGCCCAAGGGAGCCGAGGCCGUGGAGCGCCGGGUCCAGGCGGUGCGCGAGGCCCACUCCUUCAUCCAGGACUACCAGUACGACGCCGCGGAGAGCCUCUGGUGCCAGGUGACCGUGAGGCUCCCUCUCGGGAAGGCUAACUUUGACAUGGGCUCCCUGCUCGAGUCCCUGGCCCACAGCGCCGUGGUCUACAGCGCCAGGGGCAUCACCAGGUGCCUCCUGAACGAGACCACCACCAGCAGAGGCGAGAAGGAGCUGGUGCUGCACGCGGAGGGGACCAACCUCCCGGAGCUGUUCAAGUUCGCCGAGGUGCUGGAUCUGCGCCGCCUCUACUCCAAUGACAUCCAUGCCAUGGCCAGCACGUACGGCAUUGAGGCUGCCCUGCGGGUGAUCGAGAAGGAGAUCAAGGACGUGUUUGCUGUGUAUGGCAUUGCCGUCGACCCUCGCCAUCUCUCCCUGGUUGCCGAUUACAUGUGCUUCGAGGGCAUCUACAAGCCGCUGAACCGCCUUGGCAUCCGGUCAAACUCCUCCCCUCUCCAGCAGAUGACGUUUGAAACCAGUUUCCAGUUUCUGAAGCAGGCCACCAUGAUGGGAUCCCACGACGAACUGAGGUCCCCUUCGGCCUGCCUCGUGGUUGGGAAGGUCGUCAAGGGUGGGACAGGCCUGUUUGAGCUCAAGCAGCCCCUGAGGUAGCAGUGGUCUGCACUGCGGGGCUGCCCACCAGGAGGCCUGGGUGCUGCUUGACUGGGCACUCGUGUGAGAGGACCAGAAGCUCCAGCUUCAGGGCAGAGACCGGCUCCAGAAAGCAGUGGCCGUUGGGCUGGGCGGCAGUCACGCUUGACCUGGCCUCCUGUGUGAGGAUGGGAACAGGGUUCCUGGAGGGGCCAGGGCUUCCCUCCUGUUGGCAGCAGAAUCCCAGACGAGCCCAGCCACUCGCUGGGAAGCUCCGUUUCUGUGCGCGCUCAGUUACUGCCGCAAGCGUCCUGGGGCCUCCUGAGGAGCAGGAGCAGGGAGGCUGCUCCCCUGGGGAGGGCGUCCCAGCACCUCCACCCAGGACUGCUGCUGGGCCAGGCAGGGUGGCACAGCCUCCCCCGACCCCGAGCCUGGCUGGGGCCCUGGUGCUGCUGCCGUGUGGCCAAGGGCCCUAGGCCAGGCUCUCCAGGACCAGCAGCUCACCCCACACAAGCCCGAGUUCCCCACGGGGGCCUCGACUUGCCAGCUGUGCCCCCAGCCUGGCGUGGGGAGGCCUGUGCCAGGCAGGCUGCCUGUCCCCGAGGCACAGUAGCAGGUACCCUGGCUGGGACUAAAGGGGCAGAGGCGUGUGCAGAGGCUUCGCUUUGUAAACCCCAGGCGGUUUCUGUUCUUGUCUCGCGGUGUUCCGGUUCAGGCUGAGUAAUAAACAUCCCAGACUCGGCUGUUCGGAGGAAGGAGAAACUCUUGUCAUUUUACUCCCCCUGGCUCUGAGGCUCCUACAUUCGAAAUCAAGAACUCUGCAGCAGGAACUGCUUGGCAUCAGA